This is a messenger RNA of Camellia sinensis, 1862 nucleotides long. NCBI's taxonomy places the organism in Eukaryota, Viridiplantae, Streptophyta, Magnoliopsida, Ericales, Theaceae. The record is from RefSeq and is a predicted model, not a curated record.
CUCGCUCUAACUCGUCAAAUUUAAACACAGACUCUCUUCUUCCUCUCUCUCUCUCUCUCUCUCUCUCUAUCUCUCUAUAUCUGUCUCAACCCCUUUCAACCAUGUAUCAUCAUCAUCUCAAAAAAAGAACUAAAAUCUUUCUUGCUUUAUUACCCAUUUCUGCACUAGCCUUACUCACACUCACCACACUGAUUACUGUCACAAAAAACCCAAAAAACAGAGAAGAAUCCCAUCACAUUCACAUCCACAAAAACAUUCAAAUCGCUCACUCAGCAUGCGAUGGAACACUCUACCGAGACCUCUGCGUCUCCACCCUCUCCACAUUCCCAGAUCUCGCCUCAAAAUCACUCCCUCAAAUCAUCGCCGCGGCAGUGAAUCACACAAUGUCGGAGGUCCGAGUUUCCGAAUCCAACUGCACUCGUCUCCGCUAUAAGCUCCCGAAGCUAACCCAACUCGACAAACGAGCCCUCGAUGAUUGUCUCGAGCUCUUAGACGAUUCAAUUUCAGAACUCAAAUCCACAAUCUCCGAUCUCUCCUCAUCCAAUAAAUCAGUAAAACACUUCCACGAUUUACAAACCUUGCUGAGCGGUGCAAUGACGAAUCAAUUCACUUGUCUAGACGGGUUCGCGUACAGUAAAUCAAACACUCGUCCAUUCAUCGAGGCCCGAUUGGAGAACAUCUCUCAUCACGUUAGUAACGCUCUCGCGAUGGUCGGGAAGAUUAAAACGGCGUCGUCGAGAGCGGAGGUAUUCCCGGAGUAUGGGACCGUGAAGGGUGGGUUUCCGACGUGGUUGUCGAAGAAAGAUAGGAGGUUGUUGCAGACGGCGGUGAAUGAGACAAAGUACGAUGUGGUGGUGGCGAAGGAUGGGAGUGGGAAUUUUACGACGAUUGGAGAGGCGGUGGCGGUGGCGCCGAACUCGAGUGCGACGAGGUUUGUGAUAUACAUAAAGGCUGGAGCGUAUUUUGAGUAUGUGGAGGUGCCGAAGAAGACGACGAUGCUCAUGUUUUUAGGAGAUGGGAUUGGGAAGACAUGGGUGAAGGGCAAUCGGAGUGUCGGUGAUGGCUGGACGACCUUCCGAACGUCUACUGUAGUAGGAGACGGUUUCAUAGCCAAAGGCAUAUCAUUCGAAAACUACGCCGGCCCAAGCAAACACCAAGCAGUGGCUCUACGUAGCGGAGCAGACCUCUCCGCCUUCUACCUCUGCAGCUUCGUCGGCUACCAAGACACCCUCUACGUCCACUCCCUCCGCCAAUUCUACCGCGAAUGCGACAUCUACGGAACCAUCGACUUCAUAUUUGGCAACGCAGCUGUAGUUUUCCAAAACUGCAACUUAUACGCGCGCAAACCAAUGGACAACCAAAGAAACAUCUUCACCGCUCAGGGAAGAGAGGACCCGAACCAAAACACCGGCAUUUCAAUCCUAAACUCUAAAGUUGCCGCUGCAUCGGACUUAAUUCCUGUCCAGUCCUCCUUCCGAACCUACCUUGGCAGGCCAUGGAAAGAGUAUUCGAGGACGGUGUAUCUUCUUUCGAAUAUCGGCGAUUUGGUAGACCCUGCUGGCUGGUUGGAAUGGAAUGGUACUUUUGCGUUGUCGACCCUUUAUUAUGGGGAGUAUAAGAACAGGGGUCCGGGUUCGAACACAAGUGCCAGAGUGACCUGGCCUGGUUACAGAGUCAUUACGAAUGUCACCGAAGCGACUCAGUUUACCGUUGGGAAUUUUAUUCAAGGGGGUGAGUGGUUACCUUCUAAUAAUAUUUCAUACUAUCUCGGUUUGACUGGUUGAGUAGAACCCAAAAUGUUGGUUGUGUUUGUAUUUUGAAUAAAUUAUGUUAGUAGUUUUUAUAUUUUGAUUUUUGUGUUA